UCAACACUGCUCAAGAUGGGGCCCUCAGUUGAAAUUGGCUUCUUUACCAGGAACUUCAUGAAUGGCACUAAGAAGUUCUGGGAUUUUAUGAGGACGCAUGACAGUGUGUCAAUCCUGAUCUUUAAUACUUCUCGGCAGUGCUUUGUUGUGGUGAAGCAGUUCCGCCCAGCUGUUUACAUGUGUGAAGUAGAAAGGCAUCAUCCUCAAGUCUUUCAGAAUCAGGACAAGGAGAGCUUCUCUCAUCUAGAGGAUCCCUUACCUGCUCUGGUAGGAGUGACCUAUGAACUCUGUGCUGGCAUUGUAGACAAACCAGGCCUUUCUUUAGAAGAAAUUGCAUGUGGGGAAGUCUUAGAAGAGUGUGGCUAUCGUGUUCCUGUUACAGAGCUAAAGAGGAUCACUUCUUACAGGUCUGGAGUUGGUGUGACAGGUUCUAGGCAGACGUUGUUUUAUGCAGAAGUAACAGACCAGAUGAGAACUGGUGAAGGAGGUGGCCAGGCUGAAGAAGGAGAGCUGAUUGAAGUUGUAGAAAUACCUUUAGAAGACUCUAUGAAGUUUGCUUAUGAUGAGACUCUCCCGAAGACGAUGGGUGUCAUCUUCAGCUUCAUGUGGUUCCAAAACAACAUCGCACCCAAGUUACCAAAAAAAUAAAGCGCCAUGAUUUUAAGAAAAGCUUUCCUGAUGGUUCUGAGGAUAGAAGAAAUUGCAAAUCUGCCUGUCUUGGUCAACUCAACUUUUCACAGAGAAAAAUCUUUCUUUAAAUAAAUUUGGAAAUCUAAAUUAAAAUCCUGACUUGAUUUCCAUCUUUAGUAAAACACUUACAGGCUUCACUGGGGCCAGGAUUUGCCUCUGAGAAGCAAAUGUUGAUUUUUGCACAAAGGCUAAGCAAACGUGCCCAGUUCUCCUUUUCCAUGGCACUGCUCUAUCACUGUUUUGAAGAGUUGCUCAGGACUUUAGCGCAGCUGCUGUACGAGCCUGUCACUCUGGUCUGUACAUACUGGCAGCUGUGUAUUCACUGUAGUUUCUGACAUUUCGGGGGGAGGCAGCACACCAUAAUAGUCACAGAUAAACGCUAACUACGUUCCUGAGUUCUGCACAGCUUUCAGGGAGCAUCUUUCUUGGUGGUGUGUAGCUCCUGUACAAAGAAAAUGUUUGCAUUUCUGAACAUGAAAACCUUUAUUUCAUAAGCAAACAUGUCUGUAAAUCCUUCUGCUAAUGUGUCAUUUUGACAAUAGACCAGCUGUAAGAUUAUGUGCUUCUGUUUGUUCCCACUAUAAUGCUGAGCAGCAGUGAUGUGCUGGAGGGUUGAAUGAUGGGGGCUUCUCCUGGAACACAUGCUUCUUUGUUUGUUUUAUGGGUAAUACUUGAUUAAUUAGAUCAAACUUGGUCCUCUAGAGCAAGACUCGAGAGGCCAAAUUCUUUUAAUUUGACCCUGAGGUGACUAAUACAAGUGAUUUCUCUGAGGUGUGGUCUCUAUUUCCUUAUCACCUAAAUGGGAAGAAUGGGACUUAACCCCUCAGAUAACGCUCCUUGAAAUCUAGUGAUCAGAAGUGCUUUACUGAGAGAUUGUUUCACUGCUUGUGCAGUUUACAUCGAACCCGUGCAACCUGCACAGACGUACUGAGCAGCACGAUUUAAUAAAGUGGUCUAAUUAGAGUGUUUGUUACUGGUUCUAUCAGAGCAGUUUAGAUGUGGACUAUUUGUCAGGUGAAACUGUUAAGAGCAUGAAUGAAAGGGAAUCAAGUGUGGCAAUUUCAUUAUGCACUGGUUUAUGUUAUUCACUGAGUUAAUUAACAUGUCUACAUUAGAUGUGCUUCCAGGAUUACUGAUGGACUAGGUAUGUUUAGAAGAUGAGUACUGCAAAUAUACAGACUUUCAUACAGCAACUGGAAUAAAUGCAGUGCAGAUGCCUGAGGGAUUCCAGUGGCUGAUUUAAAAUCACUGCGUGUCUAAAUAGAUGUGUAAAUAACUUUUUUUUU
Molecule: messenger RNA, 1976 nt
Organism: Athene cunicularia (burrowing owl)
Lineage: Eukaryota; Metazoa; Chordata; Aves; Strigiformes; Strigidae
Gene: NUDT14
Product: nudix hydrolase 14
Exons: 6
Coding region: 16-648 (210 amino acids)
Biological process (GO): nucleoside phosphate metabolic process; ribose phosphate metabolic process
Molecular function (GO): UDP-sugar diphosphatase activity; metal ion binding
Source: RefSeq, a predicted model, not a curated record